Molecule: messenger RNA, 552 nt
Organism: Ylistrum balloti
Lineage: Eukaryota; Metazoa; Mollusca; Bivalvia; Pectinida; Pectinidae
Product: cilia- and flagella-associated protein 251-like
Exons: 3
Coding region: 1-552 (183 amino acids)
Source: RefSeq, a predicted model, not a curated record
AUGCCUCCAAUGGCAACAGCUGGACGUACUAUUCCGGUAUGCUUUACCACGUGUCUGGUCAGCAAGUGCGGUCGUGGGUGCACCGCGCCGUGUCCUCGAACAACGAAACCACCGGUGGCCUUUGAAGCAGAGCUCACAGCCAGCGCACAGGCUAUCAGCAGUAUUGAGGAGGAGAAGGAGGAAGGUGGAGGAGCAGGAGAAAAAGGAGGAGGAGGACGAAGGAGGAAAAAGGAGGAGGAGGAGGAGGAAGGUGGAAGAGCAGGAGAAAAAGGAGGAGGAGGAAGGAGGAGGAGGAGAAGGAGGAAGGUGGAGGAGCAGGAGAAAAAGGAAAAGGAGGAGGAGGAAGGUGGAGUAGCAGGAGAAAAAGGAGAAGGAGGAAGGAGAAAAAAAGAGGAGGAUGAAGGAGGAAGGAGGAGGAGGAGAAAUAAAGGAGGAGAAGAAGGAGGAAGGAGGACAAGGAUGAAGGAGGAGGAGGAGAAGGAGGAAGAGGACAAGGAGGACAAGGAUGAAGAGGAGGACAAGGAGGACAAGAAAGAGGAAGGAGGAGGAUAA